Molecule: messenger RNA, 363 nt
Organism: Gongylonema pulchrum
Lineage: Eukaryota; Metazoa; Nematoda; Chromadorea; Rhabditida; Gongylonematidae
Source: the annotation of a GenBank genome assembly
AUGAUCCAUGAGAAAAGAAUUAUUUCGAAAUACACGCCACGUAAUAAAGACGCGAUUCUUAAACAGGAUUUUGCGGAGUACAGCUUCAUAGAAUUUAUUUAUGAAUUUUUCCCGCAAGAAGCCGAAUGGCAGUUGUUGGAAAGGCCGAUAACACUUAGGCAAUUCGAAGCACUGCCGUUCGUGCGCUCGCUUUUCUUCCGCUACGGCCUCAGCUUCACAGAUCCGAACUUGAGGGCCAUCGUUAAGAAGCCUCGCAGCACAUGCAUGUGUUUGCAGGCAGAUCGAAGUGGAGCAGCAACAAUUUCGAUAACUAUGUCCACCGAAGCGCUAAAUUCUCUGAUAUUUCACUACAACCUCAAGUAA